This is a messenger RNA of Amoebophrya sp. A25, 1742 nucleotides long. NCBI's taxonomy places the organism in Eukaryota, Dinophyceae, Syndiniales, Amoebophryaceae. The record is from the annotation of a GenBank genome assembly.
AUGCUUUUUAGUAAUCAGCAUCGGACAGCGGCGCCUCUUGUUAGGACUCUCCUGCAUUUGCCUAGCGCGUCGCUGUGCUUCAGAUUCCGCCUUUUGGCCGUCUGUAGGUCUGUGGGUAGCGUCGACCCUUCUCCUAAUAAUAAUAAUCGAAAGCCAGGCGUUGCUCAUGAUUCCGACUCAUCAUGGAACUUCAAACAGGGCAAAUACACAUAUCUCAACGGCGACGUUUUCGAAGGGUCAUAUGAUAGCGAUGCUAAAACAGGCCUCGGAAAGAUGACCUAUGCUAGUGGUACUUACUUUUUGUUCACUACAUCAGCAUACAGCAUUGUCAGAUUUCAAGUUUGACUUCUCGGCUUGCUAGUCGCAGAAGUGUCGUAAUACCCCGUCCCCGUAGUACUCGUCAAGAAGAACUUCCUGCAAAACCGACGGGAGCGCAUCAAAGGCUUUCGCUACUUUCAGCACGCCCACUGCUUUUCCUUCCAGGUGCCUCAUAUUCGGGCCAUUUUGAGAACGGCGAAAGGAGUGGCGAAGGGACAUUUGUGUACGCGAAUAAGGACAUCUAUUCCGGCACAUGGAAGGCAGGGAAGAAAUCAGGGAAGGGCUUCUACGUUUUUGCAGGAUCGAAGUAUUACUACGACGGCAUAUGGAAGGACGGACAAAUCGAGAGCGGUACGUUUUGUUUGAAUCAAUUCCCGUCUGCUCCCUUGUGGAACAGUUCUUGUCAAUUCUGCCUCCUACUUCUAGAGCUUGAACAAGAACAGAGUGCCCGCCUGCUCAUAAACGUAACAAAGGUUCACUGCCACUUUCUGCAACCCUCUCAGGUCAGUGGGUCUUCACACCCGAAGGCGACAAACUUUUCGAGGGCAGAUUUGUGAGCCAGAAACCAUGCGGAGAGGGCAAAUUCGUGUACGGCGACUACGAGGUACAGAAACUCUAAUAUAAUAACACCACUUAUGAUUAUAUCUGCUUGGUGUUGAUGGUGGCUGUUUUUCAAGGUCUCUCAUGCUCCGAUAAUAAAAAGCUAGGUCUAGCAGCAAUCCGAAUGCGCCAUCGUCAACAUGAUCGUCAAGAGAAAAGUUAGAGGUCAUCUUCAGAUGGAAAUCGAACAACACGAGCGGAAAACGUUUCUUCAGGUCUUCGGCGCAUACACGCAGGAAGUAAAGCCGUUGGAUACUGGUCUCGGAAAGGGCGGCGAGCCCCCAAUGCAGGUUGCCACGACGUGGGAGACAUUCGGUCUGGUGCACGCCUAGGCACACAGGUAGGCAAAGCCGAUUCAUUGUGGGUAUGAGGAGGAGGACACUCACCUACACUAGCUACUCUGAAAUUAGUACUACUACUACUAAUAUUACAUAUUAUUAUGGUCAUGAUUAUCCACCUAACUGUUAGUGUUGUCGCGCUGUGACCCAUACAAUACAGAACAAAGAGUUUUGUAUCAGUCGAUCGUAUCGAUUCUCAACUACAACGAUAUCAAAUUAAGUUUACUCACCUGAUUAAGGUUGCUUCUGAUUGAAACGUGAAAAUAGGCCGCAAACGAGGCUUUCCUGCAGGAUAGUGUGCAGAAAGAAUAAGAAGUUGUAACUAAACUUUUGCUCCAAAUGACUCCACGCCCUGGAGAAGUGAAAAAAUAAGAUUAUGCACUGAAAGUUAGUGCAUCUGCAGAUCAAACUUACUGUGUUCCGAACACAUUUUUUUUUGUCCCCCCUCUUGGGUCAUCGACGCUCUCAGAGCUUGUCAACGAUACG